GCCCUGGGUUCAGCAGGCCAAUGCUCCAACCACUGAGCUGUCCCUCCCCCCAGGGCUUUGGCCAGGGGGAGCUGGAAGUGCAGAUCCCCGGCCCCCUUGGGCUCUGUGCUUUGCAGGGUGUGGGCACCCCUCAGGGGAAGGCGGGGAGGGGAGGGGGGACCCAGACUCCUUCCAGGGACCAUAUGGCCCAGUGCUAAAAUCCACAAGCCCGUCCCCUGUACAAUGCCGGCGCCCAGGAACUGAACAAACGCCCCCCCUUUAGGAAGGGCAGGCUCUAUAGGUCAGAAUAGACCCCCUCCCCCCAGGCCGGCGCAGAACAAGCCGGUUAGGGGCCGGCCUGGUGUCUCUCCCCCCAGGCCCCUCUCUGGAGCUUCCCAGCCUUGGCAGCUCCGGCAGGGGGAGGAACCGCAGGGAGGCCUCGGCUGGGGGAGGCUGAGCCGGAUCCCGUCUCCUCCCCCACCGCCUGGGAAGAGAGCUCCAGAGGGAGGGUGUCGGCCUGCGGGGGAGGGGUGCCCCCCUUUCCGCCGGGACUGGGGCUGUCAGACACGGGCCCCCUCUGGGAAGGGCUGCAGCUCGCUGACAACGGCACAGACCCAUGCUGGCCAAAGGCGUGAAGCGCCCGCGCGGGGAGAUGGAGGGCGGCGAUCCGGAGCCCCGAGACCCCGGCGCCGCCCCGGCCAGCUCCUUGUUCAACAUCUCCAUGGUGAAGCUGCACCAGAGCCUGCGGCAUGUGGAACCCAACCUGCGGCACUUGGUGCUGGUGGCCAACACCCUGCGCCGGAUGCAGGACCAGAUGCAGCGGGAGGCCAGGGGGCCGGAUAGCCCCGAGGCCCCGUCCGUGGUGGAUUCUCCUGCCCCUGUCUCAGACUCGAGGGACAGUGGCCUGGAGCCCUGCCGGCAGCCACCCUCCGACAGCCAGGGGGACGAUCUCCUCCUCUCCACCAUGGACACCUCCAUCUCCACCAUCCUGGAGGACCUGGGUCAGGUGGAGGUGCUGAGCCCCGCCCGGCCCGAAGAGGAGCAGCCGUUGGCCGGCGCGUCUGGAGCCAGGCAGGAGCCGGCUAGGACCUCAGCCCCUUGCUUGGGCCCCUUGGAGCUGCUCAGCUCGGCCAGCUACCUGCUGGAGGACGGCCUGGAGGACAUCUUUGAGGACAUCGACACCUCCAUGUACGAUUGCGACCUGUGGUCGCCCACCAGCCUCUCCGGCUUCAAGGCUUUCUCCGGUGCGGAGGACUCGGACAGCAAGGCGCUCGCCGGCGCCGAAGACCGGCUGGACAUGAGCGACCUGGACUACCUGAUGGACGUGCUCGUGGGGGGACACGCGCUCUGAGGGGGGGCAGAGGGAGGGUGACAGUAUUAAAUACCCCUCCUCUAAUUUAUAUGGGGCCCGAUCCUCAGCUGUCAGUGGAGCCGGCUGAUACCUGCUGCAGACCCGGCCCUCUGGGCCUCGGCCUGAAUUCUCAGCCAGGCUCGGGACCCUCUGCCCUGCCCUGGGGUGGCGUUGGCUCCCGAGGAUUCCCGUGCGUAGGGGCCUCCCUGGUCAGCGCGGAGCUGGUGUAACGGCCCUGCUCCCAGCCCCUGAUGGGGGGCGGGCGGAUCGGGGGGGUGGCUGGAGCACACUGGGCCGUGGCAGUUCUCAGCCCCCUGGGGCCCAUAGGGGGAGAAGCAUCAGUUAGAGCAGCCCUGAGGUUGCUCUAACUGACACCAGGGCUCAGAAUACAGGGAGCGCAAAGGGGCCUUAAAGCCACCGUAGCCCCCGGCCCAAGAGCAAGAGCUGAGAAUGGCAACGUGUUCAGUGAGCCCCUCCCCACUGCCCUGCCCCCGUCUCACCCCCAGCCCCCCCCAGCCCAGCUAGAUGAGCCCUGGGGGGGGGGGGGCGGUAAGAGGCCGUUUCCUGGCCCGGGGCGGGUCCCAGGUUGGGCUCUGAACGGUUUGGAAGUAACUUAUUGUCUGAGCCACAGCGAAAGUGUCGGAAGCUCCCGAAAGCCGAACUGCUUUGAAAAGAAAAUAAGAGCCCUGGCUCUGCA
Molecule: messenger RNA, 2027 nt
Organism: Mauremys mutica (yellowpond turtle)
Lineage: Eukaryota; Metazoa; Chordata; Testudines; Geoemydidae
Gene: SERTAD1
Product: SERTA domain containing 1
Exons: 2
Coding region: 596-1330 (244 amino acids)
Cellular component (GO): nucleus
Molecular function (GO): transcription regulator activity
Source: RefSeq, a predicted model, not a curated record